CAUGGCAGCCGAAGAGCGUAACAUUUAUUCCAAAACAUUGCAGCAGCUAGCACGUUCUUUGGCUGACCUUAAUCCGUCACCAUGGGAAAAGGUCAGUCGACUUAUUUCUCUUUGCCCUGCAGAGAACUUGAGAGGAGGAUUCUGUUUAGAUCAAAGAGGCCAGGAUGCCAUUAUCGCUCUGGGAAUUUACUUCCUGGAAUCGGGCCUACAAUACAAGGAGAAGAUAUUGCCAUACUUAUUGAAUGUACUGCAGAGCCUGGUGAAGGCACAGUGGGUGGACCGUUUAAGAGGAAUGACCAGCCAUGUGUUACCAGUAAGUGAAAGCUUCACGUUUUGUCUCUCCACCAUUCUGAGUGAUGUGGCACACAGGAAUCCAGACUUUAAGGAACAGGUACUUACUGCCCAGCUAGACCUCCUACAGCUUCUCACCAAGCUCUGUGUUGGCGUUCAUGAUAUACCACAGGAUACGCUGGCGAAGGUGAUUAUUCCAGUGCUGUUGGGUCUGGCCCGUGCCAUUGGUCGAUCUUCUGACAAUGACACGCCCCUCAUUAGUCACCUCUACCCUCCUUCCCAUGUGGUCUCACCCAAACUGCGCAACAUUGUCCGAGAGGAUGAGGUACGGAAGAAGAAAUCCUUCAGCACAUUUCGUCCCAUUUUACCGAGAACGAUGUCGUCAAACAUCCUGGUCCCAGAGAGUCCACCUGGCUCGGCCAGCUCCAUAGGAUUUUUCUGCGACACUCUGCACCAGGAGCGCUCCCCCUCUCCACUGGUGGCGUCCUCUAAGGGGGAGCAGGCCGAUGACCCACUGGACGCCUCCGUACACUAUUUUAACCAGGUGGGCUCAAGUUUUACGAGAACGAAGGCCUGGGGCUUCGAGAUCAUACCUGAACAGGAUCAUCUAGAGUUCUCCAGCAAUCAGCUACAGACUAUCCUGAGUAUGUCCAAGAAACUGUUAAACAAGGAAGUUUUGAAGAACCUGGACACUAUAGCUCAUGAGUUUUCAACGCGUGAUAAUGGUCGACAUUUUCCGUACCAGACAUUCAGCGAGACCAUAACCUUGGUGAUAGUCACCCUCUUAAGAGACAUACUGGAGCAUGAGAAAGAUUUACCUGCCCCAUUCGCUAAGGACGUUCAGGACUUUGUUAAGGACCUGUACCUGUCGGGCAUGACAGAACUACAGGAGAGUCACCACCGGGGUGGUGGGGGGAAGCGCUGGUGUCUGGAUCCCUAUGAAUUGACAGUGGCUAGUAACGCUGCCUGUAUAGAGCUUCUCUUCUGGGCCAUCAGGGAGGAAUCAGAGGCUGAAGGAUUAUGUGUGCGGCUCACAGAGAAGAUCAAUACUCACACAGAGAAGAGACUGCUGCUCUCACACAUGCCCUUACUCACGGUCGCCCUGGAGGCUUUGGGCAAACUGGCAGAAAAGUUCCCCAAUCUGGCCUCGCUGAUGAUUGCUUCAUUGCGAGACUUCCUCAUCAGCCCCUCGCCCAUCCUGAGCAAACUUAGCAAGUACCUGAGCUCUUCAUCUGAUGGAGGUAUAAAAAUCACGGUGACGGAUGAAAACAGAGUUGGAGGAAGCAGUUCUAAUGGCCCGAAGAGCAAACUUCAUGCUGCCCUGGAGAACAUUAGAGACACUGCUAUCAUGAAUAUUUGCAGGGCAUUGCAGGCUGGUCUUCAGGCAGAUCCUGACUGUGUUCAGGCCUUCCUAGCCUCUGUCUCCAGCAGACUGUACAAAGCAGAGAUGAGUGACAGAGAGUCCACGUUGAUUUCAACCAACACCAUACUGGUUCUGGGACACGUUGCUGUGGCACAGAAGGACACGCCCAAAACAGUCGCCUCUGUGCUGCAGAUCUUCCAGCAACGGUUCUGCUCCCCUCCGUCGCAGCUGGACGUUCUCAUGGUGGAUCAGCUAGGCUGUAUGAUCAUGGCUGGAUGUUCAACCAUAUACCAGGAGGUUAUGGGCAUGUUCACCCAGAUUUGUGUACAGAGUAGCUCCCCUUAUGACAAGGAGAAAGAUGAAAAGGUCAAAGGUUACAGACAUGUGUCGCUGGCUGUGAUCAAUGCCUAUGCGAAUAUCGCCGCUAAUAUCCAAGGCGAGAGUGCCCAACAAGAGUUACUGGUUCGCCUUUUGGAGCUUUUCGUCCAGCUGGGAUUGGAGGGGAAAAGAGCCAGUGAGAAAGCUGCAGGAACUAUGAAGGCAUCGAGUAGUGCUGGGAACUUGGGGGUCCUUAUCCCUGUUAUUGCUGUGCUGAUGAAGAGGCUGCCUCCAGUUGUGUGACCCCAAACCUCGCUACAUAAACUGUUUCGUGACUUCUGGCUAUACUGUGUGGUCAUGGGUUUUGUCGUGGAAGACUCAGGUAUCCUAGCGCUUUGUCAUGACUGGUACGAGGGUGUCUGUGAUGUGGCUGUCAAGUCUCCUCUCCUUAUCUCCAGAGAACAUCUGAGGUCAGAGCUGCUGUACAACACUGUCUUCAAAAAUGACAGCAUUGCACCGAGUGAAUUGGCUGAGCUGAGGAACAUCUGCAGCCUGUUGGAAUACCCUGCUGAUGUUGUACCUCUCGUCAACAAACUUACUUUUAAUCAAUGUACUUACAUCCUGUCUGUAUAGCUGGAAAUUCUCAGGGUGGCCAAUUCCCAGGACUCCACAGCCUUCCAUGGGAUCUUCUCUUACCUGGAGGACACCACUAUUGUUAAGGACAAGGCAGGCAUGUGGAACUGCUUGCUCUCCGUCUCGGAACAGGUGUUCAAGAAGUUUCUGGAUGUUACGUCUGAGAAGGGUAAGACGGAGGAAAGAGAAAAGGAGCUAGAACAACACGCUCAGUUUCUGCUGGUCAAGUUUAACCACGUCCAUCGGCAGAUUAGGAGAGUGGCUGACAAGCUGUUAUCCGACCUCGUUGAUAGGUUUCCCCAUCUACUGUGGAGUGGCAAAGUGCUCAAGUCCAUGCUGGAUAUUCUUCAGGUCCUCUCCAAAGCUCUGGAAAUCGAUCCUAAUGAAGACGCUCCAGAGUUUGAGAUCGCUGGCACGCCCUAUAGACUGAGGGUCAUGGAUAACCUGAUUGACAGAGAGAACACAGUGAAGGAUUUCGCGGCACGUAGUGCCAGUAUCCUACAGGAGUCAAUGAAGUGGGCUCCUAACGCUACGCGAUCUCACCUCAUACAGUACCUGUUAGAACAGCGCAACUCUUCUGAAGGUCUGGUACAGCACAGCGGACUGGCGCUGGCCACGGAGAGCGUCCUCAACUACGCCGGCUACAACAAGUCAGCCGCUCCUCUUGGGACAGCCACACUGGACCGUAGACCGACAUGUGUGACGACGGACAGCUCCUACUUCAUGGCUAAUCUCACAUUGAGAAGUCGGUACACAGGGGAGAUCUGUGGGAUGAAGGACUUGUGUGAUGAGGAGGGAGACCUGGUCACCACCCUCUGCCAGAAGCUGGAGAAGGCCUGUGAGAAUACAGACCCAGAAGUGUGUAAGAAGGCCAUGUUUCGUGUAUGUGCCCUGCUGAUUACAGCUAAAGGUAGUAACAGACAGUUGUUACACAGCCUGUGCUGGACGCCCAUUCGUCACUUCACAGAGAGAACCAUGGAAGCUGCUGUGGCAUGCUGGGAAUGGCUCUUAGCCGCACGACCGGAUCUGAGCAUUGAGUUUCUGUGUGAGAUGAGUGCAGCCUGGCAGAUGACUGUGGACAUGAAGCUAGGGCUGUUUGCAGAGGAUGGGAUUCGCCCUGACCCCCUGGCUAAAGAAGAAGAGCAAUCUCUCGAUCCUAACCCUCCCUUUGUUGAGCCUCACAGGAUAUGGACCAAGUUUUUGGCAGAGCGCGUUGAAAUUGCCAAGUACAGCAGCCUGGAUCAAGUGAGCAUCUACACCUCUCUGCUGCAUAAGAGUCUAUCCAUCAGCGUGGGGAAGCGCUCAGGCCCGAUGUCCCGCCACCCAGCAGCCCUAGGGCCCAGGGUCAGGCUACUCACAAUGGGUCUUUCCCUCCUCCAGGGGAGCCUCCUACCCAAUACUACCAACAAGAGUGUUCUCAGGGAGAGGGUAUACGCGGCAACGCUGGACUGGUUCUGUGGCCCAGUAAUCCACCCCACCCAGAGGGGAUCAGACCUCAGGGAGGACAUCCUGACCCUCAUUCGCUUCUGGCAGUCUAUGCAUGCUGAUAAGAAGUACCUGAGGGGCAACAUAAUACCGAUGCCCGAGCCUGAUGCCACAUCGUACAGUAUGAACACAUUGAUGAUGCCGUCAGACAUGCGUUCACAAUCAGGCACGGGCUGGAUGAACACUAUGAGCAGCAUGUCUACCUACUCCAAACGCUCCUCAGGGGUAGGACGUAAGCGUGUGGGCAGUAACACAGCCUUUGUGAAGGACUACAUCCGUAAGCGUAACCUGAUCCUGACCCUGGUGGCCAGCGCCAUUGAAGUGUUCAUCACCUGGCACAACCCCCUGGAGCAGCUGGAGCUGAGGGUCCCUGGGGAGGACACCAUCACAGCCUGGAGGAACCAGGUCAUCUCGGAGAAACAGUGGCGGGAUAUCACACGACUGGCCUGGGACAUCUCCCCCACUCUGGCCGUCUUUCUGCCCUCGAGGUUCCGUAACUCUGAGGCUCUGGUGAGGGAAGUUACCCGUCUGGUUCGUCUCAACCCCGGGGCAGUCAGCCACAUACCUUAUGCCAUACAGUUCCUGGUCACGGCCCACAGCGUGGAGGCAGAUGCCCCAGAGUUAUCACACGUGCUGACCUGGGCAAAAGUCUCCCCUGUCACGGCACUGGCCUAUUUCUCCCGUCAGUUUCCCCCUCACCCACUCACGGCUCAGUUUGCUGUCAAGACACUCCGUCUCCAUCCACCGGAAGCUCUCUUAUUCUACAUACCACAGCUUGUCCAGGCUGUCCGAUACGAUACAAUGGGUUACGUGACAGAGUUUAUUCUGUGGGCAGCCAAACAUUCUCAGCUUUUGGCUCAUCAGCUGCUCUGGAACAUGAAAACUAAUGUUUACCAUGAUGAAGACGGAAUGAUCAAGGAUGUUGACAUUGGGGAUGCCCUAGAAUCCCUCAUCAUGGAAAUCACUAACUCUCUCAGCGGACCAGCCAGGAAUUUUUAUGAAAGAGAAUUUGACUUCUUUGAUAAAAUAACAGGGAUAUCUGGCGAAAUCAGGCCCUACCCCAAAGGUCCAGAGAGGAAGCAGGCCUGUCUGAAUGAGCUGAGUAAAGUACAGGUGCAAACAGGUUGUUACCUGCCGUCUAAUCCAGAGACGAUUGUCACGGACAUAGAUUAUAACUCUGGCACACCUAUGCAGAGUGCUGCAAAAGCGCCGUUCCUGGCGCGGUUUCGUGUGAAGCGAUGUGGGAUCCACGGCCUGGAGGCGCUGGCGUCAGGCGAUCAUCAUGCGCAAAGUGAGAUCAUGGCAGCUCCGGAGUACUGGCAGGCUUGUAUCUUCAAAGUGGGUGAUGAUGUCAGACAGGACAUGCUGGCUCUGCAGGUUAUAGGACUAUUCAAGAACAUCUUUGAGCAGACAGGGUUAGAUAUGUACCUGGUUCCCUACAGAGUCGUGGCUACUGCCCCAGGGUCUGGUGUGAUAGAGGUCGUACCUGACAGUAAGUCACGUGAUCAGAUUGGACGACAGACGGACAUUGGGAUGUUUGAGUAUUUCCUGAACAAGUAUGGAGACAUCAGUACACCUGCCUUUCAAGCUGCAAGACGUAACUUCAUCAUGAGUAUGGCAGCGUACAGUGUGGUGGGCUACUUGCUCCAGAUCAAAGACAGACACAACGGCAAUAUCAUGCUGGACAGCAGUGGACAUCUUGUACAUAUAGAUUUCGGCUUCAUGUUCGAGAGCUCACCGGGCGGUAACCUUGGGUGGGAGCCAGAUUUCAAAUUAACCUAUGAGAUGGUGAUGAUCAUGGGGGGCAAUAUGGAGGCUGCCCCAUUCCAGUGGUUCAUGGAGCUCUGUGUCAAGGGUUACCUUGCUGUCAGACCACACAUGGAGGCCAUCAUCUCGUUAGUUUCUUUGAUGCUGGAUACGGGACUACCAUGUUUCCGAGGACAGACAAUUAAGCAGCUUCGCUAUCGCUUCAUGCCCCACUGCAAUGAGAGAGAGGCAGCCAAUCAUAUGCUGAAGGUGGUCAAAGACUGUUGUCUAAACUGGAGAGGAAAGACCUAUGACUGGUUACAGUAUUACCAAAACCAAAUCCCUUACUAGUCUGAGCUGGGAGUUUCGAGGUCAACCUUUGUAUGCUGAAGAUUAUAGAAAUCAAGCUUUAAUUUUGUCUUUGGUUUUGCAAAAAUCAUGGACCAGUAAGAUGGAUGUAUAUUUGGAGAGAAUAAUAUAUUAUUAAAUGGGCUAGAAAUGUGAUUUAUGAUUUAUGUACUUUGCAUGUUUCAUGUGGUCUUGCAUGAAGGAUUGGUGCUUCAUGAGUCUGAACAUGUACAUGUAUAUGUACAUAUAGGCAGGUUUAGGUUGACUUUUAUUAUGCACAGGUAUUGUACCCUGAAUGCUAUAUAGGGUCAGGUCAUCAUUUCUGAUGAGAUGCAUAUGGCAGAUCUACAGAUCCAGGGAAAUCCCUGGCAAGGCAAGGUACAUUUGAUGAGGAUUUAGCCUGUUGUAUAGUGGGAUAUGUAGUUUGUAGAUAGUGUACAGUGUAUAUACAAUUCAGGGUGUAUAGCUUUGAAUAAGAGGUAGACACUAUUUUAUUCAAAGAUCAGAAUGGACAUUGAAUGCUGCUGUUUCGUUUGUGGUACAGAGGUACAGGUACUUGCUUUUAAUGGGAUUCUCUUUGAUUUUAUGGAAGUACUGUCCUUCUCAAAAGUUAGCUGAUCAGGGCAGUAGCAGUUUUAGCACUGGUUUAUGGUUUGGAACAAUUUGUUAGGCUUGGAUAUGGUGUUUUACAUUAUAUUAUUGUAUUAAUAUUCUUGUACCUGUACUUGCUGCUACAGUGUAGGGUUUCACAUACCAGCUGCGGCUGAAGUGGCAUCAUUCGCUGUUUCUCGUUGAACGUCACAGUUUUUCUUUGUUUUUCUUUGUGUUCCCGUCAUCUUUUGUUUUUGUUUUAUCUUUUACUCAUCUUUGUUUUAUCCUGGCCUCUGAGGUUUUUUUUCUUUUUGCAGUUUUGUUGGAUUCUCAGUCCUGUACAACAGAUAAACCCUAGAAUAUGAUAGAGAAUAUAGGACAGAGAUGUUAUACAUUAUAGGCUUUGUCUGGAUUAGCUCUUAGAAAAUGUGGAGGCUGUCUUCACCCUUCCAGUUGUACUUUAUUUUGUGUGUGUGGAGGGUGUUGACUGUCACGAUUCAUGAUUUUAGAUGUUCAUGCAUGAUGGAAGCGGUACUUAAGGAUUUUAUGUGGAUUUUUAACAAGAAGAUGGACAAGGAACAUAGAAGCUGUUAAUACAUAAGUCAUAGUUACUUACUUUGUUCUUGUUAAGAUUUAAAGAGGCAAAACUGAAAAUCUGUUAUGUCAGUUCAGAUGACAAGCAUAUUCACGUAUGUGUUAUUAAGUCUGUAUGAGUCAUUAUUCCUGGGCUUCUGUGAAUAAGUUGUAUUUUUGUACAUGUGUGUACUAUAAUGCGUUAUCAUGUGUGUACUAUAAUGUGUCAUGUAUAUACUAUGUGU
Messenger RNA from Liolophura sinensis, 7593 nucleotides. RefSeq names its product phosphatidylinositol 4-kinase alpha-like. Gene Ontology annotation, molecular function: 1-phosphatidylinositol 4-kinase activity. Lineage: Eukaryota; Metazoa; Mollusca; Polyplacophora; Chitonida; Chitonidae. Gene Ontology annotation, biological process: phosphatidylinositol-mediated signaling; phosphatidylinositol phosphate biosynthetic process. The record is from RefSeq and is a predicted model, not a curated record. Gene Ontology annotation, cellular component: cytoplasm; plasma membrane.